GUGUAAGUGGUACUCGUAUGUGACGAAAAGGAAAGGACCACUUUGUAUCAUACUGCUAAUGAACAGAGGCGAAAGUCAAGCGCCGACAUUGCAGAGACGUUGCUUUUGUUUUUCUACCAUAUCCAGUUUCACCCCCUGUCGUCGCUCGCGGUCAUUAUCUCCAGCCUCUUAGCAAUUUAGCAAUGGUAAUCAGGUGAGGGUCCUUUGUCUGGCGUCAAAAGCGUGCGCGCGGUGGGUCUUGUCUGAUCGCCAGGUUGUUGUUGACUCAAGCCGAGCUGGGGGUUGGUCUGCAGGCGAGGAGGCGGAGCUAAACGCUCAACAACACGAAUUUUUAAACCCGCCUCUUUCACUGGGUGAAGAGAGGAAAGUCCUCUGGCUGUGUUUUCGUGCUGUUGCCCGGGGAAGGAGAAAAGUGAUACCCUGUGGUUACAAGAAGGUCUCAGAGGACUUGGGACAACCGGUUGGACUAGGCUGGGUUUGGUGAAGUCUGCUUUACUGAAUGACAAAUGACGCAGGUUCGUGGGGGUGACCCGUCGCAAAUUACCGGGCCGUAUUGAAUGAAAGAGCCGGAGUUUUCUUUGCGCUGUGAGCUGAUAUAAGGUAGAGUGAAGUGGGCACGUGUUUUGGGCCAUGUGGAGGAAUGUGUGAGCUUGUGUAGCUCAGAAGAACGUGAUCGCUGCCGCCUGGAUAGAUCAAUCCAAAAUCCCGUGGAUUUGUUUGGGGGAAGGAAGUACAACUGCCUUUUGCAAACACCGAUCGCUUCCGUGGAACGACUCAGCGGAUGUAUAUAUAGAUAGCGAGCGCGUGCUGACUCAUUAGCCAGCGGGAUUCGAACCCGUGCACGUCGGUAACGUUGCCUGGCUGUCAUUUCGAAGCGGAAGUUGGAUCCCUGCCCGUCUGUCCACGUUGGGUUUGACCUUGUGAGCUCAGCGAGCCGGAUCGGGGGAGUCCUGUACCGUCGGUGUUUGAAGUACGGCGCGGAAUUUAUCGACAAGACUAGAGAGCCGGCGUCGGGUAUCUGGGGAAAUUUUCGGGAGUAGUUUUCACGUUUUAGUGCACCGUCCGCGGAACUGAGAUUCAACUAUGGGCGCUGCGAGCUUAUCAAACUGCGGGAUUGUGUGGUCCUUCUUGUCGCUGUGCUCCACGGGACUGUGCUGUGCCGGGUUCUACUUGCCCUACUGGCUGGAGGGCAACACGCUGGGCAAGCCAGCGUACUUCGGGACCUUUCGGCGGUGCAACUACCCGGCCCCGGGCAAGGAGGGCGACCCGUACGUGGUGGAGGAGUGCGGGCGGUACGCCACGUUCUACGAUAUCCCGAGCAUGUCCUGGCAGAUCUGUACCGUCCUGGUCGGGAUCGGCUGCGGGUUCAUGAUCCUGAUCUCCUUCACCGCGCUCUUGGCGUGCUGUGUGGACGAACUCAUCACCAGUAGGAUCGCCAGAGCCGCCGGCUGGUUCCAAGUUUUCGCCGCCAUCCUGGUAGCAGCAGGUGUGGUGUUGUACCCAAACGGCUGGAGCAGUGUGGAAGUCCAACAGGCUUGUGGCAAUCUCUCCAGAGCUUACGCUCUAGGCACGUGUAAAAUGUCGUGGUCGUACUACAUCACGAUUGGCGGGAGCCUGCUCACCUUCCUGUGCAGCGGUCUGUCCUACAACGCCGCCAGGACGAAAAACGUCCACUACGGAAUAUAGGAACACACCACCAAGACUUCCACACACCCUGGCAUAGCAGAGGCACAGCUGAAUGAAAAGUCUGGAUGGAUCACAUUUGAGUUAUCAAAAUCAGCACGACAAACUGAUUGGAUCAUACAUUUGUACACUUGUUGAAGCCAUUUUUGUACAUCCUCUCACAAGUUUUCGGUGUCAUGCGUAUAGUACUCAUAGGAGCUCAAAGUAAAGAAAAUA
This is a messenger RNA of Branchiostoma belcheri (Belcher's lancelet), 1899 nucleotides long. Its product is annotated as lipoma HMGIC fusion partner-like. The transcript is spliced from 3 exons. Gene Ontology annotation, cellular component: membrane. The coding region runs from base 1084 to 1686 and encodes 200 amino acids. The record is from RefSeq and is a predicted model, not a curated record. Lineage: Eukaryota; Metazoa; Chordata; Leptocardii; Amphioxiformes; Branchiostomatidae.